AUGGAUCCACCUUCCAACAAAUCAAGGCUGCCAUUCGCAAAUGUUAGCAAUAAUGUUAACCAUUCUUCGCAAAGAUCUCUAAACGUCGAUGUUCCGGAAGAGUUGCAUAGAAAUUCUUACUCCGUUUGCAACGAUGAUUCAUUUUUUAUGUUUCGAAAAACCUAUCGCAAACCAUUUUUCGUUGGCACAGAUCCCUUCGCCAUGCUGUCGGACGAGGUUUUACUACAGAUAUUCAAAUGGCUACCGAAGAAAACGCUACUUACAUGCGGUGAGGUGAACCAUCGAUUCAAUCGGGUAACGAAAGAUGAAACCCUUUGGUAUCGACUGGACCUAAGCAACCGGCGGAUUAAAGUGAGCGGAUUGUCCGAAGUGCUCAGUCGCAAUGCGGUCGUACUGCGGAUGGCGCAAACAUCCGUCUUGGAUCCGCCAGUCUACAUCUGCCCAGACAUUCCGCAACAGGUGAAGUUGCAGUAUUUAGAUCUCAGUAUGUGCCAAAUCAGCAAGUCUUUGCUGCGGGCCCUCCUGGCAGCUUGUCGUGGUCUGUUAAAGCUCAGCUUAGAGAACGUACCGCUAGAUGGAGCAAUCUGUGAAGAGAUUGCAGAAAACCGGAACCUAGAUACUCUUAACCUCACCAUGUGCCUCGGCAUCGACGCUACGGGCAUGCGGACGAUUGCUAAAAGCCUAACAAAAUUGCACAGUCUAAACGUGGCUUGGACUUAUCUAAGCCAACAGGCAGUUAAAGAGUUGUUUGCUAACAUCUCUCCACACAUAUUGCAUCUGAAUAUUGCUGGAUGUCGAACAACGUUGAGUGACGAUGCGUUAGCAAGCUUAAUGAAACGAUGUCCAAGAAUGCUCUCACUUGAUCUCUCCGACUGUUCGCUACUAUCAUCCGAAGCGAUACAGAUACUUUGCAAGUCACGUAAACUGGAGUAUUUAUCGCUUUCUCGGUGUUACAACAUUAAUAUUACGUCCUACCUGCUCCUCGCUCAGCUAAAGACGCUCAGGUACUUGGAUCUGUUUGGCUUACUGUCUGUAAAUGCCAUCGACACGCUGAAGAAAUCAUUGGGAGAUGUCGGAAUCAACAAGUACUAUCACAGUUCCGUCGCACGACCCACGGUCGGCUCCAAACGGACGUCCAUUUGGGGGAUAAGAACGCGAGAGUAGCUUGCGUAGUGAAUCUAAAAACAAAGAACACAUUGUAUUUGUAUUUAUAUGACCGAAAACUAAAAAAAUGCUCAAUGAAUGUAUGGUUAAAUACACAA
This is a messenger RNA of Anopheles nili, 1262 nucleotides long. It is a transcript of the gene Skp2, whose product is annotated as S-phase kinase-associated protein 2. Gene Ontology annotation, cellular component: SCF ubiquitin ligase complex. Bases 1 to 1164 code for a protein of 387 amino acids. The record is from RefSeq and is a predicted model, not a curated record. Gene Ontology annotation, biological process: SCF-dependent proteasomal ubiquitin-dependent protein catabolic process. The transcript is spliced from 4 exons. Gene Ontology annotation, molecular function: protein binding. NCBI's taxonomy places the organism in Eukaryota, Metazoa, Arthropoda, Insecta, Diptera, Culicidae.